UCGAUCGCUCGCUCGCUCGCUCAGUACAACAAGUUUGUUCUCAAUCGAUAUUAUCUGAAAAUCGAUUGAUUUGAUUUGUGGUUGGAUCCCAUCAGAAACCGUGAAAGAGAAGAAGGCAAAAAAAAAAAAAAGAUGGCUGGAAGAUUGAGCGGUGUGGCAUCACGAAUCAUGGGUGGAAACGGCGUCGUCGCCAGAUCCGUCGGGUCUUCACUUCGUCAACGCUCCGGAAUGGGUCUCCCCGUCGGCAAACACAUCGUCCCCAAUAAGCCUCUUUCGGUUAACGACGAGCUCAUGUGGGACAACGGGACUGCCUUUCCCGAACCUUGCAUUGAUCGUAUUGCUGAUACCGUCGGAAAGUAUGAAGCAUUGGCAUGGUUGAGUGGCGGUCUAGGGUUCUUUGCGGCUCUUGGUCUGCUCGCUGUUUUCAACGACAAAGCUUCCACAGUUCCUUUUACACCAAGAGUGUACCCUUAUGACAACCUGAGAGUUGAGCUUGGAGGAGAGCCAUAGAGACCCAUAACAUAAAGUGAUC
Messenger RNA from Camelina sativa (false flax), 532 nucleotides. RefSeq names its product NADH dehydrogenase [ubiquinone] 1 beta subcomplex subunit 8, mitochondrial. Lineage: Eukaryota; Viridiplantae; Streptophyta; Magnoliopsida; Brassicales; Brassicaceae. The record is from RefSeq and is a predicted model, not a curated record.